Sander lucioperca (pikeperch) is the source of this 3078-nucleotide messenger RNA. It is a transcript of the gene phtf1, whose product is annotated as putative homeodomain transcription factor 1. Gene Ontology annotation, cellular component: endoplasmic reticulum. The transcript is spliced from 17 exons. The coding region runs from base 466 to 2541 and encodes 691 amino acids. The record is from RefSeq and is a predicted model, not a curated record. Lineage: Eukaryota; Metazoa; Chordata; Actinopteri; Perciformes; Percidae.
AUCAAAAUCCCACACGACAACAACAAAGCCACAAACACAAACCACGGAAAAGGGAAGCGGAAGAGCAAAAUGUUAAACAAAACUGAAGUUAGUGAAGUUCAGGGUACCUGAAAUAAACGUAUCGUUAACUAGACACAGGCGUGUGAAGAAUCAGUUUAGAAUGCAACGUUUACAAGUCGUGUAUCGCGUCGAAAAGUGUCAGUUGAGGCAAAGGCGUGUUACGUUAGCUAGUAACGUUAACGUUAGCUCAGUUUAACAACAAAAGGCUGCAGCACUCUUGAAACCGAUGAAAAGACAGUAUUUAACGACCAGUUUCUUAUGAUUAUUAAGGCUGUCCUCCAGUUUGUGUCAAAUCAACCCGUACUGUUUCAUUAUAGUGAACAAAUCUGGAUUUCUGCCCAGUCCUCUCUGUCUCCUGCACUCUGUGAAAUGGCCUGACUGCGAAUUCACUGGUUCCAGCAUCAGAUGACAAUGGCCAGAAUAGCCUGGUAUCAAGAGAAGAUCGGGGCCUAUGAUCAACAAGUCUGGGAGAAAUCUCUGGAGCAGACAGAUCUAAAUGGCUUGGACAGCAAACCAAGGAAGACGGGUCACAUCAAAGCAGACCUCAUCGAUGUCGACUUAGUAAGAGGAUCAACUUUCAGCAAAGCCAAACCAGACAGUCCCUGGACAGCUCUGACUCGAAAGGGUCUGGUCAGAGUGCUGCUGUUCCCGUUCUUCUUCCAGUGGUGGAUCCAGGUGACCUCCAAGUCCAUCUCCUCAUGUAUCCUCGUGCUGUACUUCAUGCAAGUGGCAGCAGUGGUGCUGUACUUGGAGGUCCCUGGGGCAUGUGCCAGCGAGGUGUUUGGGCCAAUGUGUCUGAUGCUGCUGCUGGGUACCGUACACUGCCAGAUUGUGUCGACUGAGUCCAGCCGGUGGCCCUCGGGCAGUCCAGCUGCCAGCCGCACCACCAGCCCUGCUCGCAGACGGAGGCCCAGGAAGGGCAGAGGGCUGAAAAAAUCAGAAGAAAAGAACGGCAGCAGGGACACAGAGCAGCAGGGGCAGUUUGAAGAAAGCCAGCGAUUGUACAGGAAAGAAGAGAGGAGGACCACAAGAAAGUCAUUUGGGGCAUCGGAUGAGCUUUCCAGUGAGGAAGAGGAGGGGUUACAACCAGUGGAAGUAAUUCUUCCAAUAUCUCAUCAAGAGAGACACCCUGCUACAACAUGGCCGACAUCUACACCAGUGUCUUCUGUUAGGAAGAGAACUCUAAAGUCGAACCCCAAACUCACAUUAAGACCUCAGGAAGGCAGUGGGCCUUCCAUCAAGGGGAAGCCACAAGCUGUGGAGCGCCUCAGGCCGAGCGUGGGCUCUCGUCCCGCCUCCGACACUGAUGAUACACUGUGGGAGGAGCUUCUCCAAGGGCCUGACUCCGCCUCCACAGGGAGCAGUGACAGCGACUCGAACGGGAGGUACACCGCUGGCAUUCCGCUCCCACAAACCUCCAAUCUGAGCAACGAUGAUGAGAGCAUACAGCAGGGAAUCACCGGAAGCCAGCUGUCUUGGCUGCAGGCAUGUCACCCAUCCAAGGACCGUGUCAGUGCCAUAAUAUGGGAGCAGGGCGAGUGUAAGAAAGCAGACAUGUCAGUAUUGGAGAUCAGUGGGAUCAUCCUCACACGGGUGAAGUUGGUGGAGCAGGGUAUGGGUUACCUUGUGCUUGGUGGACUGAUGACCGCCACCCUGGCGCUGCUUCCCUUUUUCUUCCACUUGGCUCAGCAUCUGGACAUGUCGAGCCUUUGCUCCCUGUCCCUAAAAGAGCUGGGAGAAAUGGCGUUUUGGCAGCAUGAUGGCCAGGCCUACGCCUUUUACUUCAUCACAACGGUGCAAAGAGUCUGCCUCAUAGGACUGUUCUUCUUCAUGAUGUGUGUAGCUGAGAGAACGUACAAACAGAGACUGUUGUUUGCUAAGUACUUCAGCCACCUCACUUCAGCUCGCAAGGCCAAGAAAUCUGAGAUCCCUCAUUUCAGGCUGAAGAAAGUCCAGAACAUAAAGAUGUGGUUGUCACUACGCUCUUUUCUCAGGAGACGAGGGCCACAGCGCUCUGUUGACGUCAUCGUCUCCACUAUCUUCCUUUUGGCGCUUUCCAUUUCAUUCAUCAUUUGUGCCCAGCUUCUGCACAACCACCAGACAUUCCUAGAGUCCCUGACAAACUGGGAGCUGAUGGUGUGGGCCUCCUCCCUCGUCCUCUUUCUGUUACGGCUGGCCACGCUGGGCUCGGAGACUAACUGCAAAUACAGUAACUCCUCAGUGCUGCUCACUGAGCAGAUCAAUUUGUAUCUCAAGAUGGAGAAAAAGCCCAAUAAGAAAGAAGAACUCAAUAUAGUAAACAAUGUUUUGAAACUGGCUACAAAACUGAUGAAGGAGCUGGAUAUUCCAUUCAGACUGCUAGGUCUGACCGUGAACCCUCUGAUCUACAACCUCACCAGAGUGGUCAUCCUGUCUGCUGUGUCUGCUGUGGUCAGCGACCUGCUCGGCUUCAACAUCAGACUGUGGAAAAUCAAGCCUUAAUGUGAAAACGGCAAACCACUAACAGUCGGACACUGGAGACCAGAAACUCCACGUGUCUGCUGCAUACAGCGUCUCAUCUACAAAAAGAGUGCAAACCUACUGACUGUAUCAUUGUCUGUGCCUGAAACUUCUGUCUCCUGAGAUUCAUCAGUCAUUCACAGGCCUGAGAUGCUCUGACAAUCGCUUACACACCGUUACUGGCGGCUCAGCUGGUGUACAUCCGCCACGCCACUAACCCAGUGCCUAACCUUUGACCCUUGAAUGUUUCUCAGUAUGUGGUUAAAAAAAGUGGUGAGUUUGAGGUCUGAGAUCAUUUCAGGCUUCUGUGACAUCCGGAUUUCCAAAUGUGUCUUGGACAGGUGUGUGGACACAAAGUGAAAUGUAAAUGCAGAUGAUAAUGCAGAUAGUUUGUUUAGUCUUAUUGGCUGAUGUGUCUCAUCAUCAGUAGUACAACUAACUGUAAGACAAGCUAUGUGCAUUCUAAAGCCGGUAAAUCAAAACUGGGCUGCCAGCUUAAUUAAAUUAAUUUUCAUAGGA